Tripterygium wilfordii is the source of this 1539-nucleotide messenger RNA. RefSeq lists its product as uncharacterized. Gene Ontology annotation, molecular function: protein dimerization activity. The transcript has 3 exons. The record is from RefSeq and is a predicted model, not a curated record. Bases 1 to 1539 code for a protein of 512 amino acids. Lineage: Eukaryota; Viridiplantae; Streptophyta; Magnoliopsida; Celastrales; Celastraceae.
AUGCGUCAGAAAGGAGUGUCCUACGAAAUUUUUUCGAGUCGAAAGUGUGUGACAAUAAAUGUUCUCCGAAUGGGUCCUAAAAUGCAGGGGUAUACUGAAGAUGAAAUGGUGGAUAUUUCUCAUGGUAAGCAGCUAUGGGAGCUUUGUAAAGAGAAGUAUGAUCCAUUGUGGCUUAAAGGGGGAAACCACUGCAAUUGGGAUUUCUAUUUUAGAGUACUUGAAGCAGGGACGGAGCCACGUGGAGACACUCAAGUCUCCCCAGUCCCCACUGCUCCCUGCAACCGUUGCUACGUGCUAGCACUUGCGACUCAGUUCCUCGACAACGGCAAAUCUAUGAGACUACAAGUACAAGCAAUCAAGAAACAUCAUGAUGUGUCAUGGUUUUUCAACUUAGUUGCUAGUAUUUUGAAUGUUGUUGGAGGCUCUUGUAGACGUCAUGAUUCUCUUCUUGAGAUACAAGCAAAGAAAGUGUUUGAAGCUUUAAGUGCUGGGGAAAUUCCAAGUGGGCGAGGCCUAAAUCAAGAAACUACUCUUGCACGUGCUUCUGAUACACGUUGGGGAUCACAUUAUGAAACUUUGGUGAGCUUGAUCAAAUUGUUUGGAUCUGUAAUUUCUGUCCUUGAAUUGAUUCAGGAUGAAGGGCAAGGAGAACAAAAAGGUUUGGCAAAAGGUCUUUUGUUUAAUAUGUGUCAAUUUGACUUUGUAUUCAACCUACAUUUGUUGAAAGCAAUAUUGGCAAUAACGAAUGAGUUGUCACAAGCAUUGCAGAGAAAAGAUCAAGACAUUGUGAAUGCGAUGAGGCUAGUUGAAUUUUCCAAAAGUAGACUACAAUUGAUGAGGGAUGAUGAAUGGGAUUCCUUCAUUGAUAAAGUUUCAUCAUUUUGUGGUUUACAUAAUAUCAGUGUUCUUAUCAUGGAACAACAAUAUUUAGUUGGAGGAAGAUCAAGACGUGGAGGACAAGAGGUAACAAAUUUACAUCAUUAUCGUAUUGAAUUAUUCUACACUGUGCUAGAUAGACAGCUUAGAGAGCUGAAUGAUCGCUUCACUGAGACAACUACAGAGUUACUUAUUUGUGUGGCAUGUCUCAAUCCUAAUGAUUCAUUUUCAGCAUUUGAUAAGCAGAAGCUCAUUCGGCUUGCAACUUUCUAUCCUAAUGAUUUUACUUUAGUGGAGCUUAUGACUCUUGAAGAUCAACUUGAUACAUAUAUCUUUGAUAUGCGUCAUAGUAAAGAGUUUGAACAAUUGAAAGGACUUGGUGAUUUAUCUGAGAAAAUGGUUCAACACAAAAAGAAGCAAUUGUAUCCGUUAGUGUAUCGACUCUUGAAAAUGGCAUUGAUUCUACCAGUCGCCACAGCUACCGUGGAGAGAGCAUUUUCUGCUAUGAAGAUUGUGAAGAGUCGUUUGCGUAAUCGAAUGGGAGAUCAAUUAUUAAAUGAUAGUUUGGUUGUAUAUAUUGAAAAAAAAGUGUUCAAUGAUAUUAGUAAUGAAGCUAUCAUACAACGCUUCCAGAAAAUGAAAAAUCGUCGUGAACAAUUAUAA